Molecule: messenger RNA, 1206 nt
Organism: Lonchura striata (white-rumped munia)
Lineage: Eukaryota; Metazoa; Chordata; Aves; Passeriformes; Estrildidae
Source: RefSeq, a predicted model, not a curated record
AUGGCGCUGUCACCGCCUGGGCAGGACGUGCCGCAGCAGGAUUUGCCCCGGGGCCACCUUUCAGCCGAGCUGGGCGAGCCCGCGGUGCCUCAGCCGCCCGGAGAUUGCGGCUCUGCCAGCGAGGGCAACGCCCGAUCCUCCAGGGCUGCGUUUGCGGGGUCGCCCCCUCUCUGUGCCCCCACAGAUCUGUACACAGCCCCCGACUCGUGCGAGGGCCGCUGCGGGGAGCCCUUCAGCGAGGAGGACGAGUGUCACUGUCACCCCGAGUGCGUGGCACACAACAACUGCUGCGAGGACCACGAGAGGCACUGCGGGCCCGGUGCCGAAGGCGCCGAGGAUGGAGCUCGAAGCCGCGCCGGGUCCUCCCGCAGCAGCGAUGCCAUCACGGAGCAGGAGCUGCUGGAGCUCUCGGAGCAGCUUUACGGGCUGGAUCACAACAAAGCCCGGCCCGGCGACAUCGCCAUCAACCCCCAGCACCUGGCGGGCCCCGAGGAGACCGGGGACAAGCAGGACCGGUCCCCGCAGCCGCUCUACAAAUACGUGAACGAGGAGCUCUUCUCCAAGCCCACCUACGCCAGCUUCAUUAAGCUGCUGGAUAAUUACCAGAGGGCCACGGGCAGGGAGGAGGAGGUGACGGCCGAGGAGCUGCAGGAGCAGGAGCGUUUCCUGGAGGAGGUGAUGAAAACGGAGCUCAUGAAGAAACUCUUCGUGUUCCUGCAGGGAAAAAAUCGCUACGGCUCGGAGCAGGAGUUCCUGCAGGACCUGGCGCAGAUGUGGUUCGGGCUGUACUCCCGAGGGGACGGAGAGCGCGACUCCAGCGGCUUCGAGCACGUUUUCUCAGGGGAGGUGAAAAAGGGGAAAGUGUCUGGAUUUCACAACUGGAUCCGCUUCUACCUCCUGGAAAAGCAGGGGGUCGUCAACUACUUCAGCCACAACUUCAACGGGCCGUGGGACUCGUACCCCGACGUGCUGGGGCUCCAGUUCAGCUGGGACGGCUUCUACAAGGAGGUGGGCUCGGCUUUCAUCGGCUGCAGCCCCGAGUUCGAGUUCGGCCUCUACUCCCUCUGCUUCCUCGCACGGCCCGGCCGGGCAUGCCACCUGAGCCUGGGCGGGCACCGCCUCAGCAUCCAGACCUACCCCUGGACCAAAUCCACCUACGGCGGCGGCAGGAGGUUCAUCGCCACCGCCUACGUGAUGUCGACCUGA